Messenger RNA from Saccostrea cuccullata (small rock oyster), 933 nucleotides. RefSeq lists its product as uncharacterized. Bases 123 to 698 code for a protein of 191 amino acids. The transcript is spliced from 7 exons. NCBI's taxonomy places the organism in Eukaryota, Metazoa, Mollusca, Bivalvia, Ostreida, Ostreidae. The record is from RefSeq and is a predicted model, not a curated record.
ACGUCUCCUCGUAGUUUCUGUACAGUCAGGUGCUUCAGUGUUUGAAAUUUUGGCUGCCCUCUGAGAACUAUUAAUUUACAUUUCAUGGAAAGACUUUUGAGAUCCGAAUAAUCAAUAAAAAUAUGGUCAUGGAAACGUUUGCCUUUCUGCAAGCUAUCGCUGUUUUUGUAUUUUUGGCUCAUAGUAUGAAUAAAUAUGUGAUCUCUCAGAUCAAUAUACGUGUUGGUUUCCAAUUUCCUCACCAUGGACCCUAUCAAAUUGGUGACACAUUUCGAGGAAUAUGUGACGUGGAAUUACCACCUGAUGAAAAUAUAACAAACGUGGAUGCCUAUUGGAAAGUUGGGAAUACUGACUAUUGUUACAACGGUCAAAAAAUAUGGCUAAAUAUGAACUACACGUGCGGGGCAAUUACUGUACAGAAUACGACUUACUUCGAACUUCAAGUUCCAGACCUUACAUUAGAAGAUACUGGUACAUACGCGUGUAAAGUAAAGUAUACCACUAAAGGUCUUGAGAAUACUGAUUCUCAAAAUAUUACAGUCAUAGAUCCUUCCAUCACAAAACCACGUAAAACAGCAGAAUCAACAACAGUGACCACUCUAACUGGCAGUGACGGUAGGGGAGGAGCUGUCUCAGUAGAAACCAAACUUCUAUCAACUAUCGUCAUUAUGUUGUUACUCUCUCUAGUUUAUGUUUGAUUCUCAGUAGAAACCAAACUUCUAUCAACUAUCGUCAUUAUGUUGUCAGCUUCUCUAGUUUAUAUUUGAUUCUCAGUAGAAACCAAACUUCUAUCAACUGUCGUCAUUAUGUUGUCAGCUGCUCUAGUUUAUAUUUGAUUCUCAGUAGAAACCAAACUUCUAUCAACUAUCGUCAUUAUGUUGUCAGCAUCUCUAGUUUAUAUCUAAUUCUCAGUAGAAACCAAACUUCUAUCAU